UACAUUCUUUAUUGCAAUGUCAAGUUUUAAUAAUAAAGAAAUAGAAAAUAUGCCGGUACAUAGUCAGAAACCAAAACACGUUAGGAGGUUAAAUUUUGGUGAAACUAUUCUAAAUUUAAGUACCACUGAUAGAUCGGAAGGACCUGAUGCAAAUAAAUUUAUAAUUGAUGAAAAAGUGGAAGGAAUACCUAGAACAACAAAAGAUGCUCUUGUACGUAACUGGGUUGAAUUCCACGAGGAUGAUGGUUUAUCCAGUAAAGAACAUAUUCAACCAAUUCAAGAAUCUAUACCGAGUGCAUCUACAUCCAAACCAUUACUGCAACCAUCUGUUUCUACUAUUUAUAAAUACGAGAAUAAUGAACUAGUAGAUAUAGGAUAUAAUCCUCUCGACAAAUUUCAUGUAGGAUUGUGGCCAGAUCUUACUAGCCUGAAACGAAUGAAUUUAGAAAGAUCAGAUUCUUCCACUGAAAAUAAAAAAAUCAAGUUACAUACAGAUGAUCAUAUUAAUGUAAGUAAGAAUACUUUUGUAAAUAAUUCUGGACACAAUAGUUCACCAAAUGUGAUUGUGAACAAAUCUCCUGUAUUAGUUAGAGAUGCAUACUAUUACAAAAGGAGACAUGAACGAUUCUUUACAAAGAAUGUUCAAAAGGAUAAUGUAAAUACUGCUAUAAUUGAGACUGAUAACUAUAGUAAUAGAAAUAUGGACGUACAAUUUCCUAAUACGACGUGUCAUUAUUUAAAAGAUCGGUGUUCUGAAAUUUCCACGUCUGCUGCAAGACAAAGAGAAAUAGAUGGCAAUAAAGAUAAUCAAGAUGAAGAAUUUUAUCCAUCAGAAAACAUAAUGGUUCCUACUUCCUCAAACUCUGCUAUGAUAGAGGAUAAUAUAAGUAUUAAGAAUAGUUCCAUAGAUAAGAAUACGUUUAGCACAUGGCAUAAUUUUAAUUCUCGAAGUCCUGAAUUUUCUAUGUCUGCUGCUGAACAGAGAAAAAUAGACUAUUUGAAAGAUGAGAAAGAUAAGGCAAUUUAUGUACCAAAGAAUAUGGUUGUUUCUACUUUCUCGAACUUAUCUGUGAUAGAGGAUAAUAUAAUUAUUAAGAAUAAUACCAUAGAAAAAAAUACUUCUGUGAUUGAGUCAAUUUCUAGUGAUGAUAGUAAUACUAUAGAUCAAACAGAAAUUACAGAUUUUAAAAGCGAUGAUGAUGAAAUACUAAGCAUUUUGAUAGAAGAUACCGAAAAUAGUAAGGAUAUGAUUUCUUUAGCAAAUAACUCUAUUGCUGGGUCUAAUACAGUACUCAAAACUUCAUGUGAAGUCAUAGACAAAGGUUAUGUUGCAUCUACCAAAGAUUCAGAUGAGAUAUAUUCUAAAACAGAAUUUAAUAAGAGUACAUAUCCCUAUAAGAUCAAAACUAGAUGGGCUAAUGCAUCUUUAAAAGAUUUUGAUGAAACAUUCUAUUCUAAAGCAGAAUCAAUCAAAUCGGAAUCAUCUGUGUUUCAAAAUGAUCAUGCAUUAGAGAAAAUAUCACAGGUAACUACCUCUUCUAAUGAAAGCGUAGAUAAUAAAUCAAGUCAAACAAAUUGUUUUAUAAGUACUGCUACAUCUCCAGCGAAGACAAGUAGUUGUCCUGCAAUGUCUUUACAAAUAUUAGAUUCUUGCAAGAAAAGGCGUAGAAUCAAAAAGAAAAGUUUAACAGCAAAAUUGCAAUCAUUAGUAAAUAGGCAAACAUCUUUUGUUCGUAUAUGGCUGCAUCAAAUAAAGCAAGCAGAUAUCGAUGGUACCUUGAUCCCACAUGUAGAUGUAUAUGUGGAUAAGUGUACAACGCAUUUGCAUAGACAAUUUUUAGAAGGAAUUGUCUUAAAUGAUUCUUUUGAUCUUUUAAAUAAUAAUGACAAUCAAGAAAAUUCGAAUGUAGGUAAAUCAUCAUAUAAAAAUAUUACUAUGGUUAUUGUACCUGAUAUCGUAGGUAAAAUUGAAAUGAAAUUAGAAAGCAGAAUUAUGUCUAUAGCUCAAGAUCGUCCCGAGUUAUAUGAAGAAGUGAAAUUAUACAAAAAUGCCAGAGAAAGAGAAAAGUAUGAUAAUCAAGCCGAUCUCUAUGCAGUAGUUAAUACUUUGCAACACUUGGAAAAGGCUUAUAUCAGAGAUUGUGUUACACCGAAAGAGUAUACAGCAGCAUGCAGUAAAUUGUUAGUUCAAUAUAGGGCAGCAUUUAAGCAGGUACAAAGCGAACAAUUUCCUACAAUAGAUGUAUUUGCAAGAGCAUUUCGGUUGGACUGUCCAGCUGCUUUGGAAAGGAUUAAAGAAGAUCGACCUAUUACGAUCAAAGAUGACAAGGGAAAUACUUCUAAGUGUAUUGCAGAUAUUGUUUCUUUGUUCAUUACUUUGAUGGAUAAACUACGACUAGAAAUCAAAGCAAUGGAUCAAUUACAUCCAGAUUUAAGGGAUCUAAUGGAUACUAUGAAUCGUCUAAGUAUAUUACCCAGCGACUUUGAUGGAAAAGAAAAGGUUACCGAAUGGUUACAAACAUUAAAUAAUAUGUCAGCUUCAGAUGAAUUAUCAGAUACACAAGUGAGACAACUUAUUUUUGAUCUAGAAACAUCUUACAAUGCUUUCAACAAAAUAUUACAUAAUUCUUAACUCUGAAUAUUUACCAAAUUCACUGCUCAGACAUAUUUUUUUUCAAUGCAGUGAUAAUUAUUCUGAUCGUUCAAGUUAUAAUAAAGUGUAAUUGCGUAAGUUUUUGCAAUGAAAACUAUUCGUGUCGAAUUAUUUUCUUCAAAUUGUUCCUUCAAUUUUAUGCGAGGAUAAUUGUAUCGAAGGAUAUAUCGUAUUAAUAUUUGCUCGCUACGUGUAAUUAUGUUAAAUAUAAGUGACGUAUAUAUAUAUAUAUAUAUACACAUGUAUAUAUAUAUAUAUAUAUGUAUAUGGAUAUGUAUAUGUAUAUGUAUAGCUAUGCACAGAGUUAACUAUUUUCGAUGCGAUACUUUCUAAACCAUACACAGUGAAUUGCAAAGUGUGUGACACCUGAUGUUAAAUAUAUAUAUUAUUACAGUGAUAAAAUGAAUUAUAAUUAUCAAUUUCUAUUAAAAGAAAAGAAAACAAUAACCAAAAUUCAUUGAAUGUGAACUACUUUUAAGAUUUUGUUGUAUUUUAUGAGAAUUAAGAGAUAACUUUUUGAUAAUUUUAAGUGUAAUGUUUGCGAAGUACAUUCACAUUUAAAGUAGUCUAAGACAAAUAUAUAUGUUGCGUUUGUUAUUACUAAGUUGUCAUUGUAUUUCAAUAGUCAAGUUUUGUCAAAGUAUUGCUUUGAUCACCGAAGAAAUAUAUAAUAUCGAAGAAAA
Messenger RNA from Polistes canadensis, 3336 nucleotides. It is a transcript of the gene Vps28, whose product is annotated as vacuolar protein sorting-associated protein 28 homolog. Gene Ontology annotation, biological process: protein transport to vacuole involved in ubiquitin-dependent protein catabolic process via the multivesicular body sorting pathway. The record is from RefSeq and is a predicted model, not a curated record. Gene Ontology annotation, molecular function: protein-containing complex binding. The coding region runs from base 17 to 2632 and encodes 871 amino acids. Gene Ontology annotation, cellular component: ESCRT I complex. The transcript is spliced from 4 exons. Lineage: Eukaryota; Metazoa; Arthropoda; Insecta; Hymenoptera; Vespidae.